UCAAACAAAGCUAAAUCUGGUUUGGAUCGCUAGAGUGGUGAACUUUGGUUCGUAGAAUCAGUGGAAUUUACGUGUUUGAAGUCUUUAUUGGAGUAUUAUUUUGUGUGCUAUUUCUUGUUGCAACGUCGUCGUUCAUCAUGUACACCGAGACACAGAUUCAGUGCGCACUUUGCAUGUCUGCGGAUAUCUCUUUGAGCAAACUUAGCGAGGAUUUAGGCGAGCAGAGCGAUCCAACUGGAGAAAAAACACAAAAAACGUGGUUGACUAUCAGUGAAGCAUUGGCCAUCACAUUAAAGCAGGCUUUGCAGCAGAAGAGAGUUACAAUGGGCGUGCACGAUUGUGCAAAAUUACUUAGAUGCUCUCCUAAUAGAGUAAUGAUGUGUGUCUUACCUGAACUGACCACUGAUGAUUUGUCCAUGCACAUCCAUCAUACCUUGGUCAAAUCUUUCUGCUGGGAGCAUGAAAUUAAACUUUUAAUGGUUAAAAAUGAGCAAUGCCUUCUGGACCUGGUCAAGGGCUGCCCAGAACACGCUAACGCCACGGAGAAAUCAGUUUCUUGCCUUAUGAUUGAGUACCCUCUUGAUGGCAACAGUGAAGCCGACACUUUUGUUAUUGGAUACCACGACACAAUCAUGUACAGCGACAUAUUCCCCAAGCCAGUGAUACAGUUACCAGAAUGAACUAUGUGUAGACUUUAAAAGUAUCAUGACCCAUACUCGCUUUAUCAACAAAGCGGAAACAAAGUCAUGGAAGGUUCGCCACCACACAUGGUCAACACUUCAUGGUGUGGCUGGGGACACUGACCACCUUCAUCAGCCCAGAUGAUGCCUGACAGCAAACUGCGUCGCCACUGAUGCCUCACGUCUACAGGAGGCCCCAGUCUAAACUGGUUCGAAUCUAUUCAUGCAUACGAAAAAUGCAUUUAUCAAACCCACAUCUACCUGCCUCAAGGUGUACAACCUAGUUUCACUUCUGGUUUCAAAUUUUGAAGUAUCCAGGAACUAAACGCAUCCAGCACUAUCAAGACCGGAUAAUAAGUUCCGCACGUGCCCGGAUUUAAACGAUCCAUUAUAAUUUUUUUUUUUUUUUUUUUAAGUUAAAAUUUAAAACUGCUUGGACUCUAUAGCUUUGCUUGACACUGUGUACACUUGGAUUUUUACUAAACAUUUAAUUCAAUGCUUUAAUUAUAAGUUGCACAUCAAAGGUAUCUUGUGGGAGUAGCAUGUGAACCUUGGGUUCAGUUAUAAAAAAAGAAACUAAGAUGAACUUUUAUUUACAAAUUUUUGUAUACUCUUUUUAGCUAAGACUUAAGUAUAUUGAUGGCUACAAGUUUUAUUACUUAAAAAUAUCAAAUAUUAUUUUGCUCUAGAUGCUAAAAUAAUAUUAAGGUCUGUUUAAAACCAUGAAUUUUGUUAAGAGUUAAUUUUUUUUCCAUAUUGCAAGUGUGGGUUGCUGUUAAAUUUAUUCCAUAUAUUGCAACAUUUUAGGUUUAAAAAUCAUGUAUUACUAAUUGCAUUGUGUAUGUCUCAUCCUAUUUUGUAGCUGCUAAUUAUUUUUAUCAUGUUUAUUUACAAUAAAAUU
Molecule: messenger RNA, 1581 nt
Organism: Physella acuta
Lineage: Eukaryota; Metazoa; Mollusca; Gastropoda; Physidae
Product: growth arrest and DNA damage-inducible protein GADD45 beta-like
Biological process (GO): regulation of cell cycle
Cellular component (GO): cytoplasm; nucleus
Source: RefSeq, a predicted model, not a curated record